AUGGAUCAUGCAAGAAGUAUUCGAGAUCAGGAACGAAUCGGAAAACCUAGUAUAAUAGUUCUCGAUUCUGAUUGGGAUAAGAAUGAUGAAUUCUGGAAGAUUUUGGGUGGUAAGGAAAAGGUCAAACCAGCAGAGGCCGGUGGAGAGGAUCAAGAUUACUGGCAUACUACUAACAAACAGCUGAUCCUUUGGAGAGUAUCGGAUGAAUUGGGGAAGAUGAAUAUCCAGAUGGUUUCGCAAGGAAAUUUUCAGUACAGUCAACUCGAGUCAAAGGAUGCUUUCAUUUUGGAUGCCUAUAAUGGUGGAAUAUAUGUUUGGAUUGGAAAAAAUUGCACAAUAAACGAACGAAAAAAAGCUAUGGCAUAUGCGACCGAAUAUAUCGAAUCGAAGGGAAAGUCAAAAAAUACACAGGUAGUGCGAGUUUUGGAAGGUGCCGAGCCGAUAGCAUUUACCCAAUGGGCCACUUCUUGGGAAAGUCCCAAGAAGACGCCGCCCUUCAUCCCUAAAUUAUAUCAGUGCAGUGAUCAGAAUGGCAGGCUAACUAUUGAAGAAAUUUAUAAUUACACGCAAAAGGAUUUGGAUGGUGAUGAUGUGAUGAUUUUGGAUGCAAUGAACGUGAUUUAUGUCUGGAUUGGUGCAGGUGCUAAUGAGGAGGAAAAAAAGCUUGCUAAUAACGUCGCCAAUAAAUAUUUGCAAGGUGACACACUUCCACGUCCGGCAGGAGCUCAAAUUGUAAUGGUAAUGCAAGGUAAAGAAACACCUGACUUCAAGAAAAUCUUCGAUAACUGGGAUGAUCAUAUCGCUGUGAGAUAUUUUAUUAAUUCUGAUUAA
Messenger RNA from Acanthocheilonema viteae, 831 nucleotides. The record is from the annotation of a GenBank genome assembly. NCBI's taxonomy places the organism in Eukaryota, Metazoa, Nematoda, Chromadorea, Rhabditida, Onchocercidae.